CACUGGUAUGAGGCAGGAAUUAUUGCUAGCUGGAAAAACCUCAUCGACGCUUUCCAAUAUCAUAUCAUAUGUGUAAAUAAACCAUACGACAUCUCCGUCACUACCAAAAUGUUCUCCAGCGCCCCUCCCCAGAACCACCGCCUGAAAGUCACCGCAGGCACAUCCUACACACCAGAAACCCACGAAACCGUCACUGUAAAUAGCACAUCUCCUCUACAAUUGAAAAGCGACCACUUAACCAGCAACCUCUGGGUCCGCAUCAAAGAUUACACAGGCUACCCACCAACCUCCCCCAAAACAAACCCCUACUUCGAGACACCCCCAUUCAACCAAAACCUCUUUUCCCUCACCUUCAACCUCAAUUUCACCCACGACGUAAACGGCAACGACCUCAUCUUCGGAAAUGACUUCGACCAUCCGAUCCGCUCAUACCUACCCACUGGAUUUGGCACGGCGCUGAAGAUAGUCAAAUCCACACUUGACCCGUCGUUAGACGGUGACGCAUAUGCCGAUAAGCCGUAUUUGUAUAGUCCUGGACUGGCGUCGUGGAAUCAGUUCUCGAUUGGAGAUAAGCAGGAAGAUGGUGGGGAUGAGGACAAUGUCAUAGUCCAAGAAGGGGGCACCGGAUCUGGUGUGGAUGGUCGGAAAGAGUAUGAUAUUCCUGACAGCUCGUCAUCACGAAGAACACAUUUUCAGAAUGAGGAGAGAAGAAAGGGAUUUGUCUUUGAGAAAGGGAGGACGUAUGCGGCGGAUUUUGGGAAUGGGUAUUUGGAUUUCAAUGAGUUCGCCAUUCGGAUUCCCGGGUUUAGCUUUCAUAUUGGGAAAUAUGUCAGUGAUAAGAAUAAUGUGUUGCGGUAUGUCUUGAAGAAUCGGGCGACCGGGGAGGUCUAUUUGGUGAUUUGCUUGACGGUUGUGUUGGAGGAAGAGACGAAGAUUGAUAAUGAUGAGAAGGGCGAGGGUGAUGAUAUUGUAGAUGUAGAAGAUGAACAGGGGAUAGACGAUGUGGAUUAA
Aspergillus neoniger CBS 115656 is the source of this 1011-nucleotide messenger RNA. RefSeq names its product DUF1769 domain-containing protein. The record is from RefSeq and is a predicted model, not a curated record. Lineage: Eukaryota; Fungi; Ascomycota; Eurotiomycetes; Eurotiales; Aspergillaceae. The coding region runs from base 109 to 1011 and encodes 300 amino acids. The transcript has 3 exons.